AUGUUGGGUUUUGUUUUUUUUAAUUUCCACACAUUUGAUCAAAUAUGUUCUUUUCUAGCUGUUUAUUUUGAACAAAAACGAUGGGACGAUUGUAUAAAAGAAUGUGAAAAAGCUAUAGAUCUUGGAGGCGAAAAUAAAGCUGAUUAUAAAUUUAUUGCCAAAGCUUAUGCUCGUAUAGGAAAUGUAAAAGUACAAGAAAAAAACUCUCAAGAAGCUAUUAAAUAUUUGAAUCGAUCACUUUUGAAAGAUCGAAAUCCGGAUACAAUAAAAAGAAAGCAAGAAAUUGAAAAAAUCCUUAGAGAACAAGAAGAACUAGCUUAUAUUAAUCCAAAAUUAGCUGAACAAGAAAAGACUAAAGGAAAUGAAUUUUUUCAAAAAGCUGAUUAUCCAAGUGCACUUAAACAUUAUACGUAA
This is a messenger RNA of Rotaria sp. Silwood2, 414 nucleotides long. The record is from the annotation of a GenBank genome assembly. NCBI's taxonomy places the organism in Eukaryota, Metazoa, Rotifera, Eurotatoria, Philodinida, Philodinidae.